AUGAACCCGCACAUUUCCAUCACCUCCUACCCGUCUACUUCAACGCAAGACGACCGCCGCCCCUCCUACCCCGACGACAUGUCGACUUCCUCCUCCAACUCUUCCAUCAGCGACCAGGAGAUGAAGAACGACCCCACACUACAGGCCCGGCCCCGGCUAGGGAGCAGAAAGUCGAGCGGCACCAUCAUAAUACCCCGCGACAGCCCCAACGUCGAGAUGAAGGAGGAAGAGGAGGAGUACGACGACGGCGAUGCGCGCACCAUGAGCCCUCGCCGGAGUAGCGAAGAGAUUGAGAAGAUGGGCCAGGAUGCUCGCCAAGCUCUGAUAGAACAAGCAAAAGCCCUCCAAGCCAGCCUCAUGCAGAUUGUCGACCGCGUCGAGGUCGUCAAGAACGAACACGAGAAGCUCGAGGGCGGCAACAAGUUUCUCCAAUCAUAUAUUGGCGAGCUGAUGCAGACCAGCAAGCUCACCUCCACCGGCGCUGGCAAAGCGUCCAAAGUCAAGGGCAAGGGCAGGGUUAUCAAAUAA
Molecule: messenger RNA, 528 nt
Organism: Alternaria ethzedia
Lineage: Eukaryota; Fungi; Ascomycota; Dothideomycetes; Pleosporales; Pleosporaceae
Exons: 3
Coding region: 1-528 (175 amino acids)
Cellular component (GO): trans-Golgi network
Source: RefSeq, a predicted model, not a curated record